AUGAUGAAUCCGAGUCACGGAAGAGGACUCGGAUCGGGUGGUGGGUCGAGUUCCGGUAGGAAUCAAGGUGGUGGUGAGACCGUAGUUGAGAUGUUUCCGUCGGGUCUUCGAGUUCUUGUCGUUGACGAUGACCCAACUUGUCUAAUGAUCUUAGAGAGGAUGCUUAGGACUUGUCUUUACGAAGUAACGAAAUGCAACAGAGCAGAGAUUGCAUUGUCUCUGCUCCGGAAGAACAAACAUGGAUUCGAUAUAGUGAUCAGCGAUGUUCAUAUGCCUGACAUGGAUGGAUUCAAGCUCCUUGAACAUGUUGGUCUUGAGAUGGACUUACCUGUUAUCAUGAUGUCUGCGGAUGAUUCAAAGAGUGUUGUUCUAAAGGGAGUGACGCACGGUGCGGUUGACUACUUAAUCAAACCGGUACGUAUGGAGGCACUUAAGAACAUAUGGCAGCAUGUGGUUCGGAAGAGGAGGACCGAGUGGAACGUACCGGAACAUUCUGGGAGCAUUGAGGAUACUGGCGAGAGACAGCAGCAACAACAUAGAGGAGUUAGUGGUGCAGCUGUUUCUGGUGGGGAGGAUGGCGCGGAUGAUAACUCGUCCUCGGUUAACGAAGGGAACAACUGGAGGAGUAGCUCACGGAAGCGGAAAGACGAGGAAGGGGAAGAUCAAGGGGACGAUAAGGAAGAAGAUGCGUCGAAUCUGAAGAAACCGCGUGUUGUUUGGUCUGUUGAGUUGCAUCAGCAGUUUGUCGCUGCUGUUAAUCAGCUCGGCGUUGAAAAGGCGGUUCCUAAGAAGAUCUUAGAGCUGAUGAAUGUUCCUGGGCUAACCCGAGAAAACGUAGCCAGUCACCUCCAGAAAUACCGGAUAUAUCUAAGACGGCUUGGGGGAGUAUCGCAGCACCAAGGCAAUCUAAACAACUCGUUUAUGACGGGUCAAGACGCGAGUUUUGGUCCUCUUUCGACAUUGAAUGGGUUUGAUCUUCAAGCGCUAGCUGUCACGGGUCAGCUUCCUGCUCAGAGCCUUGCACAGCUUCAAGCCGCUGGUUUAGGCCGGCCUGCGAUGGUCUCUAAGUCGGGAUUGCCGGUUUCCUCCAUUGUGGACGAGAGAAGCAUCUUUAGCUUUGACAAUCCGAAAACGAGAUAUGGAGAUGGGCUUGGUCAUCACGGGCAACAACACCAACCGCAACAGCAGAUGAACUUGCUCCAUGGUAUCCCGACAGGUAUGGAACCAAGACAACUCGCGGGUUUACAACAACAGAUCCCUAUGGGUAAUCGAAUGAGCAUACAACAACAGAUUGCCGCUGUUCGAGCUGGACAUAGCACACAAAACAGCGGAAUGCUGAUGCCACUAGCGGGUCAGCAGCCAUUGCCCCGGGGACCACCGCCAAUGAUACCGUCGUCACAAGCAUCCAUCAGGCAGCCGAUGUUAUCAAACCGCAUUUCGGAGAGAAGCGGUUUCUCUGGAAGGAACAGUAUCCCUGAGAGCAGCCGAGUGUUGCCGACAAGUUACACCAAUCUCGCAACCCAACACUCAUCAAGCUCGAUGGCCUACAACAACUUCCAACAGGAACUCCCCGUGAACAGCUUCCCGCUACCGAGUGCGCCAGGCUUAUCGGUUCCGGUUCCGGUUCGGAAAGUCCCUUCUUACCAGGAAGAGGUUAACAGCUCCGAAGCGGGUUUCUCUAACCCAAGCUACGAGAUGUUGACCAACAGACAGAACGAUUGGGAUCUGCGGAGUAUCGGAAUAGCCUUUGAUGCGCAUCAGGACGCAGAAUCCGUAGCCUUUUCCAAUUCAGAAGCCUACUCUUCUUCGUCUAUGUCAAGAAACAACACAGCGAUUGCAGCCACCGAGCACGGCCGGAACCAGCAGCAGCCACCGCUUCUGCACCAUCAGGUUUAUGCGGACGGAGGCAACAGUUCAGUGAGGGUGAAAUCGGAGAGAGUGUCGGCGGAUUCAGCGGCAAUGGCGUUCCACGGGCAGUAUAGUAAUCAAGAAGAUCUUAUGAGCGCACUUCUUAAGCAGGAAGGGAUUGCACCGGUUGAUACUGAAUUCGACUUUGAUGCAUACUCGAUCGAUAAUAUUCCGGUUUGA
Messenger RNA from Arabis nemorensis, 2088 nucleotides. The record is from the annotation of a GenBank genome assembly. Lineage: Eukaryota; Viridiplantae; Streptophyta; Magnoliopsida; Brassicales; Brassicaceae.